GCAUUCCAACAAUUCACCGGUAUUAGCAUUGUCAUGUAUUAUAGUCCAAUAAUAAUCCAAUUAGCUGGGUUCAAAUCAAACGACGCUGCAUUGUUCUUGUCCCUCAUUGUUUCUGGCUUGAAUGCCGGUGGCACAAUUCUUGGAAUCUAUCUUAUCGACGCUUCAGGCCGCAAAAAGCUUACUCUUGGUAGCUUAUCAGGUGUGGCUAUAGCCUUGACCAUCCUCUCUGUGGCAUGCUUUAUUAUAGGACAUGGCAAUGCUAGUCAAGUAUAUGUGUGGCUUGCAAUUGUGGGUUUGGCUUUGUAUAUCAUAUUCUUUGCCCCUGGUAUGGGUCCUGUGCCAUGGGCAGUGAACUCAGAGAUUUAUCCUGAAGAGUAUAGAGGAAUAUGUGGUGGCAUGUCUGCAACUGUGAAUUGGAUUUGUAGUGUUAUAAUGUCUAUUAGUUUUCUUUCAGUAGUUGAUGCCAUAGGACUUGGUGGGAGUUUCAUGAUUCUCUUGGGAGUCACUGUGGUUGCAAUUGUUUUUGUGAUCAUCUACAUGCCAGAGACAAAAGGAUUGACCUUUGAAGAAGUUUCAAACAUUUGGAAGGAAAAAGCCUACGGAAAAGACAAAAACGACAUAAGUUUAGUUGAGAAAACAAUUACAUGA
Arachis duranensis is the source of this 648-nucleotide messenger RNA. Its product is annotated as inositol transporter 1-like. The coding region runs from base 34 to 648 and encodes 204 amino acids. Gene Ontology annotation, cellular component: membrane. Gene Ontology annotation, biological process: transmembrane transport. The record is from RefSeq and is a predicted model, not a curated record. Gene Ontology annotation, molecular function: myo-inositol:proton symporter activity. The transcript has a single exon. NCBI's taxonomy places the organism in Eukaryota, Viridiplantae, Streptophyta, Magnoliopsida, Fabales, Fabaceae.